Messenger RNA from Trematomus bernacchii (emerald rockcod), 1873 nucleotides. RefSeq names its product tripartite motif-containing protein 16-like. The record is from RefSeq and is a predicted model, not a curated record. Bases 100 to 1758 code for a protein of 552 amino acids. The transcript has a single exon. Lineage: Eukaryota; Metazoa; Chordata; Actinopteri; Perciformes; Nototheniidae. Gene Ontology annotation, molecular function: zinc ion binding; protein binding.
CACAUUCACUGCACACACACAUCCUGUUCAGAUCACAGCUCACAUAGUUUCAGCUCUCAGGAAGUGAAACUCAGACACUCGCUGCCACUGAGAGCUGAAAUGGCGCAGAAAGGAGUUCAGCUGGACCGGGAAACCUUCUCUUGUUCGAUCUGUCUGGAUCUACUGAAGGAUCCGGUUACGACUACCUGUGGACACAGCUACUGCAUGAAGUGUAUUAAAGGCUUCUGGGAUGGAGAGGAUGAGAAGAAGAUCCACAGCUGCCCUCAGUGUAGGCAGAGCUUCACACCGAGGCCUGUCCUGCUGAAAAACACCAUGUUAGCAGCUUUAGUGGAGGAGCUGAAGAAGACUGGACUCCAAGCUGCUCCUGCUGAUCACUGCUAUGCUGGAGCUGAAGAUGUGGCCUGUGAUUUCUGCACUGGGAGAAAACUGAGAGCCUGUAAGUCCUGCCUCGUGUGUCUGGCCUCUUAUUGUGACCAACACCUCCAGCCUCAUUAUGAAUUAGCUGUAUUUAAAAAACACAAGCUGGUGGAGCCCUCCAAGAAGCUCCAGGAGAACAUCUGCUCUCGUCACGACGAGGUGAUGAAGAUGUUCUGCCGCACUGAUCAGCAGUGUAUCUGUUAUCUCUGCUCUGUGGACGAACACAAAGGCCACGACACAGUGUCAGCUGCUGCAGAGAGGACUGAGAGGCAGAGAGAGCUGGAGGGGAGUCGAGAAAACAUCCAGCAGAGAAUCCAGGACAGAGAGAAGGAGGUGAAGCUGCUUCAGCAGGAGGUGGAGGCCGUCAAUGGCUCUGCUGAUAAAGCAGUGGAGGACAGUGAGAAGAUGUUCACUGAGCUGAUCCGUCUCAUGGAGAAAAGAAGCUCUGAUGUGAAGCAGCAGGUCAGAUCCCAGCAGAAGAGUGAAGUGAGUCGAGUCAAAGAGCUUCAGGAGAAGCUAGAGCAGGAGAUGGCUGAGCUGAAGAGGAGAGACGCUGAUCUGAAGCUGCUGUCUCACACAGAGGAUCACAACCAGUUUCUGCACAGCUACCCCUCACUGUCAGCCCUCAGUGAACCUACACACUCAUCCAGCAUCAACAUCCGUCCUCUGAGCUACUUUGAGGACGUGACGGCGGCCCUGUCAGCAGUCAGAGACAAACUACAGGACGUCCUGAGAGAGGAAUGGACAAACGUCUCACCGACUGAAGUGAAUGUUUUACUGUCAGCAGCAGAGCCCACCACCAGAGCUGGGUUCUUACAAUAUUCACAGGAGAUCACUCUGGAUCCAAACACAGCAUGCACAGAUCUGUUAUUAUCUGAGGGGAGCAGAAAAGCAACAUUCAUGGAACAACAACAGUCUUAUUCUAGUCACCCAGACAGAUUCACUCAUUGUGUUCAGGUCCUGAGUAGAGAGAGUCUGACUGGACGCUGUUACUGGGAGGUGGAGCGGAGAGGGGGAAAAGUUCGUGUUGCAGUCGCAUACAAGAAUAUCAGCAGAGCAGGGAGUGGAUGUGGAUUUGGAUACAAUGACAAAUCUUGGUCCUUAGAGUGUAACCAAAACAGUUUUUCAUUUUGUUACAACAAUAUCAAAACUCCCGUCUCAGGUCCUCAGUCCUCCAGAGUAGGAGUGUACCUGGAUCACAGAGCAGGUAUUCUGUCCUUCUACAGCAUCUCUGAAACCAUGACUCUCCUCCACAGAGUCCAGACCACAUUCACUCAGCCGCUACAUGCUGGAGUUUGGCUUUAUGGUGGAACCACAGCUGAGUUGUGUAAACUGAAAUAGCCUGAAGUCAUUUGAGGAACUCUUCUACUUCUUAAACUCAUUGUGUGUCCAUCAUUGUUGCUGAGAGCUGAUUGUUCAUGUCUUCACUGCACAGAGAUCAGCUGUCAAUCAAACA